AUGGUAAAAAAGUUAUUGUCAAAAUUAUUCUCUUACACAUUUACUUAUAAUGAUGAAUUUACAAUUGAAGGAGGUGAACAAUCUUUAACAGAACAAUAUCGCUUUAUUCAUGAAAACGAAAAUUUUUUUCUUCAAGUUAGAAAUAUAUCAAUUAAAGAAACAGUUAAUGAUAUUAUUAUAAAUGAACUUCAAAGUUUUGGAUUUAUGGGACCUAAUGAUUCUCUUUCAGUUAUUGGGGAAUGGAAAGAUAUUAUAAUACCUUUUAAGUUAAAGGUUUUCUUUUAUUCAAAACAAACACAAGAAGCAAAAAUGGGAAUUUUAUUUUUUGAAUAUAAUAAAGUUUUCUUUGAAUUAAUGUCAACUACUUUUAUUUCAUUUGAUGAACUUACAGAAAUUCUUAAAGGAAUUGAUCUUUCUAAUGUUAAACAAUCACAUAAAUUAAUACUUAAUGGAGUUGUAACUCAAACAAUAUAUAAAGAAGAUUUUAAAGUUAGAGUUCCAAAUCAUUUUAAAAGAAAUGGUGUAUUUUAUACAGGAACAAUUCAAAUUUAUGAUGAUGAUAUUAUCAAUACAAUUAAUCUUAGUUUUGGAAAAGAUAUUGUUUCAUCAGAAAAAAUAUUUAAAAAAAGAAUUGAACAAAUGUGGGGAUCAAUUCAAACAACAUCUAUUACUUUAAAUUGUAAUUCUAUUUCAUGGAUAAUCCUUUCAUUUAUUUCACCAAAUAAUAUUUAUGGAGUUAAAAAUCAUUAUCUUGCUUAUCAUCAAUAUAAUAAUGCAUUCUAUUCAGUAUGGUUUGGGUUACUUCAUGAAAAUGCAAAUAUAACUCCAUUAUUUACUCUUAUUCUUUCAAAUUAUAGUCAUGAACAAUUAAUUUUAAAAGAUAAAUUUCCAUUAUAUCUUCAUUUUAAUCCUGAAUAUAGUAUUUCUCUUUCUCCAUCUUUCCUACCAAUUAAUUCAGCUGAUGAAUAUGGUUUAAUUAGUGAUAUUCUUCCAUCAAUGUUUAUUGAUAAACAGGCAAUUUGUAGAUUUUUUAUUAAUGUAACUCCAUUAACAGGAAUUCCAAAAGAGACAGGAUUAGAUAUUAUUAAUAUGGAACGAUUAAAUUUAAAAAAUCAAAAAACGACUCAAAUGAUUUCUCAAAAAACUGAGAAAUAUGGAAAAUAUGAUUGUUGGUGUGAUAUUUGUAAGACUAAAAUUCAAAAUGAUGAAGUAAAAUGUAUGAUAAAAUAUGUUUAUUUCAAAAACCCAGAUGUUUAUGUUCGUUUUAGUUUCUCUGCACCAGAACAAACAUUUAAUGAAUGUUAUAUUAAUCAUCACAUUCCACAACUAAUGGGUUCUUUAGAUCUUUCUCUUCUUAAAUCAAAUUAA
Molecule: messenger RNA, 1368 nt
Organism: Entamoeba histolytica HM-1:IMSS
Lineage: Eukaryota; Evosea; Mastigamoebida; Endamoebidae
Exons: 1
Coding region: 1-1368 (455 amino acids)
Source: RefSeq, a predicted model, not a curated record